ACAGGAGGAGUCUUUGGGCUGAUAAUCUCAGUUCCUGAUCUAAUUAAUAACUGUGAAGAACUGGUUAAGAACAAACAUCAGACGGAAGCUAGCACACGUCUGAGGACAAAAGCUAAUGAAAUCCGUGAGGCUGUGAAAGAAUUAAAAAAGCAACUGAAUGAAUUACAAGAGAUGCUCGAGCAAAUCCCUGAAAUGGAGUAUCACAUUCAUUUGACUCAGGAGAUGUUUGGAUCUCAAAUAUACACACGAGGCACCAUUUGUAUAGAGUAUAAACAGACCCAAAAGCAGGACACAAGGUUUAUUGUCAUUUGCACAAAAGACAUAAGAGUAACUGAGUGUGGUGGUUCCAAAAGUAAAGACAAAUCAGGUGACAACAAGAACAAAAGACAGAAGACGAAUGCUACUUCAACUGAAGACAGGAACCUUAAACAACAGAGGAAACCUGCUUUUCAGAGCGAACCACCACAGAAGUCUAAAACCAAAUUUUGGCUUUCGGGAUUUCGGCUCCGCCUCCCUAAAAUACUCAUGUCUAAUGUGCGUUCUCUUUCAAACAAACAAGAAGAGCUCAAAGAACUUAUGGAAGAUGUGGGAAACUUUAACAAUGAUCUGAUGUUCUUCACAGAGACAUGGUUUAAUAUCAGCUCACAUAUUAAUCCCUUUAAGAGAUAUAAGAUAUUCCGGGUUGAUCGUGAUGUACAACAUACUGGGAAACGUAGAGGAGGGGGACUGAUGAUGCUUGUGAAUGAGGCCUGGGCGACUAAUGUGAAGGUGGAAAAAAUGAAGAACAGUCCAAAUUAUGAGUUAAUGGUUGUGUCCAUUAUACCACAUGACCACCCUGAGGAUGCACCACCACUUACCUUCAUCCAUGUGUAUGUCCCAGGACCUAAUUUUGCUAAAGCAGCCAUUGACAUCGCUGGUUUUUACUAUGAUGCUGUGGAGAGGUAUCCUGGUGCUCCUGUUUUCUUGUUGGGCGAUUUCAACCGGUGUGACAUCACUCCUCACUUGGACCUGGAGCAAUAUGUCUCAUGCCCAACCAGAUACAAUAACACCCUGGAUAAGUGCUAUGGGAAUGUGCCAGGGGCUUAUAGAUCUAAAUGCAGACCCCCGCUUGGCCGGUCAGACCACAAUAUCAUUCAUUUGAUCCCUAAAGACACGUCAGACAAAAGUGACCCCUCCAAAGAUGAGUGUACACAUGAAGUGUACACAUGACAACGCCAAACCCAGAAAGCAAUGAGAGGUUGUGCAACAGUUGUAGUUCUGUGUUGUUUUUAUGUAGGUGGUCCUGAAGGAAAUCUGUUUCGUUUCACUGUGUACUAUACUAGUAUCUUGUUUUGUCCUAUAGAUGUAGGUGGCAUCUAACUGCUUAUUGACUAUAAAAAGUCAAUGAGAAAAAGAAGACUAUAGUUGGAACUGGUCUGAAUACUGACACAACAAUGAGGAACAACAUGAGGAACAAACUUCUCCUUUGAAUGAAGAAAAAUAAACAAAGGAAACUGUUGCUUAAUAUGUUUAAGCUAUGUGACUUAAAAAGAAGAAAUGCUACCACCUUGCUUGUGUACAAUUUUAAUCAAACAAAUAGCUACUCAAAAGAUAUUGAUCACUGAAGCUUACCAUUACUGUACCUGUAAAUGUGUUGAUUGCAUUGAAAGGACCAGGACUCAUCAAAACACAAAAUGUGCACAGGGCAGUCUGGCUGUGAAUGGUACCUUUCAUUAUUCACUGAAGAAGAAAAUAGGAGAAGAUUCACAAGCUCUGGGGUGGUGGACGUCCACUGAAGAAUCCUCUGUAAUCCAAGUGCAAGAUAAAACCUGAGG
Messenger RNA from Labeo rohita (rohu), 1814 nucleotides. RefSeq lists its product as uncharacterized. The transcript is spliced from 2 exons. Bases 172 to 1209 code for a protein of 345 amino acids. The record is from RefSeq and is a predicted model, not a curated record. NCBI's taxonomy places the organism in Eukaryota, Metazoa, Chordata, Actinopteri, Cypriniformes, Cyprinidae. Gene Ontology annotation, molecular function: catalytic activity.